UGUCAAGAUGUCGCAGAGCAGACGACGUGUCCGUCUCUUUCCGAAUUUCCAAGUUUUGUUUGUUACGCUUUCUUUUGUACUGCUUUGUUUUGUGUCAAAUGGAAACGCAUGGGACAGCGCGGACUUCGAGCUUUUUGAUUUGGUGGAAGAAGUACAACUGAAUUUCUAUGAUGUUCUCGGUAUUGAAAAAACAGCCAGUGCGGCUGAGAUACGCAAAGCCUACAGGAAGCAAUCACUUCUCCUACAUCCAGACAAGAACAAGGACGAUGGGGCUGAGGAGAAGUUCCGACAGUUAGUUUCAGUGGCAGAGGUCCUCAGAGAUCCAGAUAUGCGGGAGAGGUAUGACCAGAUCCUUGAGCAUGGGCUUCCCAACUGGCGUGAGCCUGUCUUCUACUACCGCCGCGUCCGCAAGAUGGGCCUGCUGGAGUUGGCUGUCCUGCUGUUCAUCAUCAUGACAGUGGGACACUACAUUGUCCUGUGGUCCAUCUACUGGGAAAGACUCCUUGAACUGGAAUCAAUUAUUCCAAAGAAGAAAAAAGAUAAGAAGGCCAAGAAGGCAGCUCGGCAGGCGGCCAACCCAUCAGAAACUGACGACGACGUCCUCCAAGACCUGGCCCCGGACGACCCCCUCCGCCCAGCCAAACCCCAGCUGGCUGAUGCCCUCCCUUGCAAGCUCUGCCGACUCCUCCUAACUGUGGCAGUCUCCGCCCCCUCCGCGCUUAAGCAGGCCAAGCUGGAACUGGAGAUAUGGCGGGAGAGGCGGAGACUGGAGGCGGAGCUAGCCACUCAGGAGAAGGAAGAGGGGGUGGAGGAAGAUGGGGGCGGAGUCAAAGAGAAGGUGAAAAAGAGGUGGAAAGUUGAACCGACGAUGUACGAAUACGCACCGAGCACUGCGGAACCAGUAACAUACACCCCACAAGGGAUGGCACAAGAUAAUGAAAGAACUUCAAACACAAAGUCUGGCGACUGGACCCAAGAUGAGGUGACCAGACUCAUCCGUGCCAUGACCAGGUAUCCCGGGGGAACGUCAGCCAGGUGGGACAAAAUAGCUGAGGAGAUCUCAAGGCCCGUUGAUGAGGUCACCAAGAAGGCAAAACAAAUCAAAUCCGGAGGGUACAUAGUCAACGUGGAAACGUCUGCCCAAGGUAUUACUGGUGCCGUGGAGCAUGCGGUGACCAGCAAAACGGGGAAGACAUUCCCCAACGACGAGAUCACAAUUGCAUCCUCCGACUGCACAACGGCCGACCCGGACGACAGCCAGAAAGAAAACCAAAGGAAACGAAAAACUGCCAAACCGCUUAAGACAGCCGAGAGAACGUUGCUGAUCUCGCAGGCGUCAGACCGCAACCUGGACUGCCAUCAAUCGGACGAGAUGGAGCGGGAGAGCAAAGAGAAGGAGCAGGAUGCGAUCCUUUCGGGAGGCGGGGCAGGGAGCUGGAGCCAGAGACAGCAGAAGAUCUUGGAGAAAGCCCUGACGGUCUACGGCAAGGGAGUGGCAGAGCGAUGGGAGAAGAUCGCCGAGGCAGUCCCUGGAAAGACAAAGGAGGAGUGCAUCCUGAGGUACAAGGAGCUGGUGGAGACGAUCCGGCGGAGGAAGCAAGGAAACACGGGACCACCGCAAGAGCGGUAACACCACCAGAGCCGCGAUGAAUGGAUCUUCCCAACAAGUGUCGCCAGUGCCCACAGGACGUAGCGACACUGUCUUUUCAAAACUUAACCCUAAUGCCUUGGUCAUCUUUGUCAGGGAAGCUUUUCAUAUCCUUCAGAAUCCCACAACUGCUAGUUCCAAGCAGUGAUCCUUGUUGCCAUGGCCACGGCAUCACACUGCAGUGACUUUGAACUUGCCGGCUUUGAGCAGAAACAAGAUAUUACACUUUUUGCACAGAUCUUGCCACAUUGUCAAGGGCUAAACCAAAUCAUCUGAGGCACUUUGUUUUUAAAGUUGUAUAUAUGUUUUGUGGGGAACUUCUUAUUAACAGAAAUAAGUCAAAAGAAUCAUAUCUAACAGAAUCAGAAACCAAUCACCGAACCAGUUUUAAGUUGCAUUUUCCUGAACCUCUUUGGCACAACUGUUAGCAAAAUAAAAUAUCCACAUAUUUCAAAUGUCUUCAUUUUCACCAAAAUAAAAAGCUGAACUUUUUCACAUCCGUCAAAUUGCUGUAAAAACAUUUUUUCAUUCAGUAGCCAAGGCCUAAUCUGAUCGAGUUUCUGAUAUUUUGAAAAAGGUUUGUUAACCGCAAAGACCAAUUCCAGUUUUGUUUCCAUUUAUUUUAAUAGAACAUCAUAAAACUGCAAAAUAUUACAAAAAGGCCAUAAGAGUAAUUUUGUUUUGAUUACACUAUGUGUAGAGCUAAAUUAAUUAAUUGAUUGAGUCCUGUUUCAAUUUCCAAACAUUCAGCAUGAGCUGAGUUAGAAAAAAAUUAUCAAAAUGGUAAAAGUUUGCUCUAAUGACAGUUUGCACAUUCACAUCUUUAGAUGUGGCAGACAGGCAUUUGAGUUCUGGAACUUUGAUAUAUGGAAAUACAUUCGGUCACUAGUCUUGUUCCUUUUUUCUGUUAUAAGUUUUUAUGGUUUCCAGGUUUGAAUUUCAUGCAUUACCUUCUGUCACAAGAUUACGUGACCCAGCUUCGUCAUCGUCAUCUGUUUAGGCAGAUUUUAUUGCAAAAUUGGAGUGGAAAUGAAGAUUGGGAAAUGUCAUAAACUUGAUAGAAAAAAACAUUGUUGCUA
This is a messenger RNA of Acanthaster planci (crown-of-thorns starfish), 2727 nucleotides long. It is a transcript of the gene dnajc1, whose product is annotated as DnaJ heat shock protein family (Hsp40) member C1. The record is from RefSeq and is a predicted model, not a curated record. Lineage: Eukaryota; Metazoa; Echinodermata; Asteroidea; Valvatida; Acanthasteridae. Gene Ontology annotation, cellular component: endomembrane system.